Molecule: messenger RNA, 3584 nt
Organism: Sebastes umbrosus (honeycomb rockfish)
Lineage: Eukaryota; Metazoa; Chordata; Actinopteri; Perciformes; Sebastidae
Gene: lsm14ab
Product: LSM14A mRNA processing body assembly factor b
Exons: 10
Coding region: 222-1577 (451 amino acids)
Biological process (GO): P-body assembly; cytoplasmic stress granule assembly
Cellular component (GO): P-body
Molecular function (GO): mRNA binding
Source: RefSeq, a predicted model, not a curated record
AUGCUUCGCGGCGGCUGAUAGAAACAUGAAGACGGCCAUGUCGUGGUUCAGCAGUCAGUCGUGAAACCGAGGCGAGGCGUUUACUCUGACACUCACAGCUCAACUUUAACUACUCUUAAACCUACUCUAUCUGAACAACAACACAGCAGCAGACCCUCUCGUUUGACAGAGUCAGAUUCCGUCUAGAUAAGCGCGUUAAGAGCACGAAGAGGAGAAGCAACAUGAGUGGAGGAGGGACGCCGUACAUCGGCAGCAAAAUCAGCCUCAUCUCCAAGGCCGAGAUCCGCUAUGAAGGCAUCUUAUACACCAUCGACACGGAGAACUCCACCGUGGCGCUCGCUAAAGUUCGCUCUUUUGGCACUGAAGACCGGCCCACUGACAGGCCUGUUCCACCUCGGGAAGAAGUGUUCGAGUACAUCAUCUUCAGAGGAAGUGAUAUAAAAGACCUAACAGUAUGUGAGCCACCCAAAGCCACUAGCUCCCUGCCUCAGGACCCCGCUAUAGUUCAGUCGUCACUUGGAACCACCAGUUCUGCAGCAGGACCAUCAUUCCCGUCGGUUGGGCCCUAUGCUGCACUCAGCAAGGCCCCUGUCCCACCAUACAGCCAGUUUGGUGUUCCACCACUUGUAGCUCAGCAGUUUGCAUCUGCUGUAGCAGGAGGGCGCACCAGUCCCCAGCUGGAGACUCUAACAAAACGUCCCAGCUUGGAGCAGGCAGUGCAGGCCCCACCAUCAGCUGCCCCAGCACCACCUGCACCUGUAGGCCAAAGGAGUCAGAUGGGGGCGGCAGCUCCCAGACCCACCAGCUCCACCGUUGGCAGCCAGAAGCCCCCAGACCUCCUGGAGCAGAGGAGAGCUCCUGAGGUUCAGAGGGUGUCACAGCCAGAUCAUCAUGUACAUCAUGAACAUGGUGCUCUUGAAAACCGAGAUCCUAACAGGCAUCAAGCUGCUGGCGCUCAGUCCAACCGCCGUGGCCGUGGAAGAGGAAACCGCAGCAGAGGCAGAGUUAACGUACGUAGGGAUGGCGCCAUGAAGUUUGAAGAAGACUUUGACUUUGAGACUGCCAACGCCCAGUUCAACAAAGAUGAGAUUGACAAAGAGCUCCAGAAUAAGCUCAAACUGAGAGAUGACAAGACUGAAAAACCACAGAAUGGAGAAGAAGCUGCUGAGUCAGAGCAUCCAGCCAAUGAGGGGACCACUGAGGAGGAGGAGGCUGCGUGUGCAAACACUUACUACGACAAGACCAAGUCCUUCUUUGAUAACCUGUCUGACAAUGAUUUAAGUAAAGGGGGUGACAGAGGAUAUUCAAGGGAGCGAAGGACAACUUGGGCAGAAGAGAGACGAAUGAAUUCCGAGACAUUCGGCAUCCCUCUGAGGCACAAUCGAGGAAGAGGAGGUUUCCGCGGCCGAGGCUUCAUGGGGCCCCGCGGAGGCCGAGGGCGACCGCUUAGCAGAGGUUCCUUCGCGCCACCCCGUGGUCCUCCACCCGGUUUCAGGGGAGGCGGAUUCAGAGGUGGCAGAGGAGGCCGGGAUUUCUCUGAUUUUGAAUACAGGAAGGACAACAAGGUGGCUGCGUAGUACUGCAGCACUGGAUCCUCAAAGAAUUGUAGCCCCUCAUCAUGAAAUUAUUCCUGUUGAAGAAAUUCUUUGGUCUCAACAUUUUGACAGAAAGAAUGACGUCAUCCUCUCAGUCACCAGCACCGGGGUCGACUGCUUUACAAUGGCGGGGGGGUGAGAGUGCAGCUCCCUUUUCUCCACUUCGAGAGUUAGGCUUUUUUUGUUUGUUUUUUGGCCCAGACAUUUAGUUUGAUAAACCAGUCACCAGAUGGACGAGAACGUGUGUAAAUACCUUGCUUUGGAGUAAGUCUGUAUUUUUGCAUCAAUCAAGUUAAUUUCUUACUGGAGUUGUCUUUGAUAUUGAGAGCUGUAUGCAGAAAAGCCCACUGAAUACUGUGAGUGGAUCACGGUUCAUGUGAUCGAUAGCUUUAUUUUCUAUUUCCGUUCAGUUUUUGAUCUUGUGACGUAUGUUGGCACCACUGCAUUCAUUGCCUGUUGCACCGUAUUUUUCUCUGUUCAGACUUACUUAGUUUGGUUGCCAUGUGUUCAGUAUUUUUACCCAGUUUGCAGGAUUUUCUCUUUUUCUUUUUUUGGGACAUCCAUUCAAUUUCAAUGAAGUAGUGAGAUUAAAGCCAGUUGAAAGAAACUAAAUCUGAACUGAAUAUUGUAAUGAAUGAAUGUAUAUCUAGCUCUUCUUCUUCUGCUUGGCGCCCCCCCCAGCAUAUUGUGGCUCGCCAGACAGACUCACUUGUAGUUUUUAGAAAUGUUCAUUCAGUAUUUAGAAUUGCGUAGAUCUUACUUUGACCCCCUCAAACCUCCCACAUCAGGUGAAUUCCGUUUCUGCUUUAUAUGUUCGUGGCAGCCUAAUGCAGGCAAUCAAUAGGAACCAGCCAUUUGAAUGAUGGGGUUUACAGCAUUAGCUUUAGAAGCAUUUUGUUGACUGUAGAUUUCUUUGACCGGGGCUGUUUUUAUAUAGUUGACGAAACAAAGAGCAUUCCCAUGAUUUGUGUCUGUGAAAGAGGAACAUCCAUUACUAUUAAUGCCUUUAGAAGCUCUUAGGAAAAGAAAGCCUUUAGUGUAUUCAGUUAAAAACCUGCAGUCAGAAUGACUUUGAACAAGUUAGAUUUGGAUAAAAGAUGCUCCGCUAUUUUGCCAAAAAGAAUGAGCAUUUGGUUGAGAUAAAAAACUAAUUGUCAGUCUAUAAGUACAUGUUUUCUCAUUUUAGUACCUGUUAAAUCUACCUUUGUAUCCAAAACAUACUGAGCCACCUGUUAACGCAUGUUCUUUUUGUUAUCAGCAUCCUUUGAAUUGUCUUAGUUUGUUUUUUCCACUAUCAGCUGUUUGCGCUGCAAAACUGCUUGCAGUGUCGUAAGGAUUGUUUACAGAAAAUGGGAAACCUUGUAUAUGAUUUGAAUGAUGUCUCAAAACGUAUGUUCAUAAUCUCUGAUCAAUAUCAGCCCUCUGGCUUGUUUGUAGCUCCUCUUGUUGCAUUGUUGUCAAUGGGAUUGUUCUCUGGAGUGAAUUUCUUUUUUUUUAUUCUUACCGACUUGUGAACAAAGGGACAUGACCUGGAUGUGGUGCCAGUGUGUUGGAGGGGCGAUAGUUUUCUUUUUGGCUCUGAUUUGUUAGUACUUAAGGGAGUGCCUUCAGAAAUUUUUACAGCUCUCCCUUUAACUUAAAAAGUCGACAAAAGUAUUGAUAGCACUACAAGGCGAGGCUCGAUCUUUCUCAGUAGCCGUGGUUGUUUAAAACAAAGCAGCUCAGGUGAAAAUGUGCUGUUUAGCUGGAUAUUGCACAGAUUCGCUGAUCACUGCAUGAUAGCCGUAGGAACCAUCACUUCAUACGGGCUUUUUCGCAAUAACCAGCAAGAUUGAAUUUGAGGCAAAAAGUAUUACGGAACUAUUACAAACUGACAUGUUUUCAUAUGUUUGUUACUCCUUCCAGUCACUGGAAUUGUAAACCAGGAAUUGUUUUCAUGGGAAUAUCAGCAAAGUUGAGUUUUUACCUAAAAUAAAGAGUUGAACAAUA